Messenger RNA from Plasmodium fragile, 2463 nucleotides. RefSeq lists its product as uncharacterized. The transcript has 3 exons. Gene Ontology annotation, molecular function: protein binding. Bases 1 to 2463 code for a protein of 820 amino acids. The record is from RefSeq and is a predicted model, not a curated record. NCBI's taxonomy places the organism in Eukaryota, Apicomplexa, Aconoidasida, Haemosporida, Plasmodiidae.
AUGGCGGGUUCCAUCUCUGCGGAAAAGGACCAACCCAGGAAAAGGAAAAAGAAGAAGCCCACAAGUAAAGGCAAAAAGACCGAAAAGGUAAAGAACCCUGAAGAGGACAACAAAGAGCUGUACACGGAGCAGGUCCAAGAGAUACUCGCGCUGAAUCAUAUUUACUUUCCGAUCUAUGUGGACCGUGCAGGGCACAUAAAGAAGGCGCACUUGCCAAGCGACCUGAUGAGCAAAGAAGAAUACAAUGAAAAGAACAAAGAGCUGACCGCGGCAGUAGUACCAAUAGAAAUGAACGACGAAAUAAAUGAAGAGAGUUGUGUGAAAUUUUGCAUAUUCUUCAACUACGACAAUGACUUACCCAAGUACAGAAUUACAUUUGCGUUUGAGAACAAGUACCCCUACUCUUACCCUAACAUUUAUAUACACAUGAGUAGGGCCCUGAGCAAGGAACAAACAACCCACCUGUCCUUGAACAUAAAAAAGAUUUGCGCUAAGAACUAUGGCAGGAUUACUCUGUUCGAUAUUUGUAUGUAUGCACAUGAAUAUUUUAAUAAACUUUUGAGUCACAAUUUUGAAAAUCUGUGGGAAGAAAUGAAACACAGGAUUGAUGAUUUGAGUAGGGGGGGGCAUAGUCCAGAUAAACCUGUACCAACGUGUGUGAAUCGGAACGACGUUCCGGGGGGGGUAACUUUGUCCGCGGGGGGGACAACUAUGGCCGCUGGGGCGGGUGGGUUGUGGUCUUAUUCUUCUGAAUAUUUUAGAACGCAGAGGGGGGGUGGAGUGACAUGGUUGGAAGAGGAGCAAAGGAGAGAGGCAGAGCUGAGAAACAGUAGCUGCGGAACCCAUGGGAACGGUGGGGAUAGCGGUACGGGUAGCGCUUCCAAUGUGCGCACGCAUGGCAGUAGCAAUGGCAGCAACGGGUAUAAUGUAGCCCCCCAGCAGCGGAAACCUCGCCACCCCCCGUGUGAACGGCACAGCGGACACCAAUCCGAGAAAUACCGCCACAUGGCGUCCGCCCAGGCGAGGUUCUUCCAAAAUAUACAUGAGUCGAAUAGCAUCUCUGGGUUUUCAUCAAUCAAUAGUUGCGUGUUGGGAGGAGAGGAAGAGCAUUUAAAUGUUUGUACGAAAAAAAAAAAAGAAAAAAAAACACAAGUCCGAAAAAUAUCACAAGAUGAAUUGAAAAAAGAAACAUUCGAAUCAAAUGUACAAAGACUUAUCACACAUGGAAAUGGAAGAUUAAAGCAUUUUCAAAUUUUAAAAAAAAAAAAAAUAAGUUACUACAGGAAUAGGUUGCUUGUAAGACACAACAUAGACACGAACAUGUAUAUAAUUCACACCUAUGCCGUUUUAGGCGUUUUUGAUUUUCUGGCUUUUUUUUUAAAUCACCUGCUGCACUGCAACAGGGGCUUCAACUUGUUUUGCAACCUCGGUGAGAGGAGCGGGCGGGAUGUGAGAGCGGUACAGGAGGUGGCGAACAGGACAAACGCGGCCAACGCAACGAACGGGGCCAACGAGGCCAACGCGGCCACCGUUGCCGACAACGUGGAGAGGAAGAAAAAGAAAAAAAAAAACGAAAAAAAUGAAAAACUCUUCACGGACUUUUUAAAAGACAUCAACGAAUUCCGCACACAGAAAAACAGCGGAAAGCUCUGCGACCCCUCAUGCCUCGAUUACUUCUGCAGUGAGUACGAACUGUAUGCGAAAAAGCAUUGUCUAGUGAGCACAGACAACGAGAAGACGCUUCUACACGUGUUGAACGAGCUGAAUUUCGCUCGAUUAAAAAAGGUGGUAAAGCAUUUUCGUAUGAUCCAAAAAAUGAACUUGAAAAAAAUUAUCCGCGAAAUUUUAAAAUUGACAAAAAUUCAACACAAGUACUUGGCCAGGUACCACGUCUCCUGGUCCCAGCGGGAGCAUGUCGAGCUAAACGAGGACCUCGAUGAGAACAGGGACAUGUGCAGGGUGUUCGAGAUGUUGAAGAUACUCAUCCUGGGCAGAGUGUUCCGCAACUGUGAGGUGGGUGGUGGGUAUGUGGAUGAGGCAACGGAAAACAAAGAUACGCACAUGUGCGGGCACGAACAGGCGAAGCGAAUAGAAGAGCUUUUUCAAAAGGUGCGAAACAGGGACAACUGCGAAAGUGAGCAAAGUCGUGAAAGGAAAAAGGAAAAGAAAAAAAGAGAAGUCAUGGAAGGGAGUAGCAGCGCCGCGCGCGAUGUAGACUCAUCUCCCCAAAGUGUAAACAGCUUCAGUCGAAGUUACACACUUCCCGAUGGGAGUAGCCCCCACCAGAAAGAUUGGAAGAAGGCACACCACCCAAACAGCAUUGACCACAGACGGAGUAGAAGCCCCGGAGGGAUUCAAGACAACCAUUGUAAGGACUCCCAGGAAAAGGCGAAAAUGAAAAACAAAAAAAAAAAAAAAAAAAAAACGACUCUUCCACUGCACUUGGCUUCACUUCAACAUUAA